Cornus florida is the source of this 513-nucleotide messenger RNA. Its product is annotated as secreted RxLR effector protein 161-like. NCBI's taxonomy places the organism in Eukaryota, Viridiplantae, Streptophyta, Magnoliopsida, Cornales, Cornaceae. Bases 1 to 513 code for a protein of 170 amino acids. The transcript has a single exon. The record is from RefSeq and is a predicted model, not a curated record.
AUGACAACAUGUCAACCAGCUGAGACACAAGUGGAAGAAGGAUUGAAGUUAUGUGUUGAGUUCAACCAAGUACCUACUAAUAAAGGAAGAUACCAAAGACUUGUAGGGAAAUUGAUGUACCUAGCACACACGAGACCGGAUUUGGCUUAUGCAUUGAGCAUUGUUAGCCAGUUUAUGCAUGAUCCUGGAGAGCAACAUAUGAAUGCAGUUAUGCGGAUUUUGAGUUAUUUGAAAUCUAAUCCUGGAAAAGGAGUUUUGUUCACUAAAAAUGCUGGUUAUCAAAACAUAGAUGCAUAUACUGAUGCUGACUGGGCUGGAGCUAUUGAUGAUAGACGAUCUACUUCUGGUUACUUUACUUUUGUAGGAGGUAAUCUUAUUACAUGGAGAAGCAAGAAACAAAAUGUUGUUGCUCGCUCGAGUGCAGAAGCUGAAUUCAGAAGUAUGGCGCUUGCACUUUGUGAAACAUUGUGGUUAAGACUUCUCUUACGGGCUUUGGGUUAUCUACCUGGAUAA